AUGACGUGUGCUGGCAAGCAAAGGGCAAGGGCUGUUACUAUUCAUGUGAAUAGUACUAGCCCUUGCAAAAGCAAGGUGUGUUUCCACCCAUUGCCAUGGCAAAUGGCGUUAACGCUAGGUUGGCAUCAACAGCCCUUAGGCAAGAGCUUGAGCUCAUUUUGCCUUUGGGCUUGUCCGGUUUGUUGGGACCCACCUCCUGCUUGGGCCACACCUGUGCGUUGCAAGCUCGAAAUGGGGCUUGGGCUCCCUCUUGCCCAAGCCAAACCCUUGUUGUGGAAGUGCCCCUAUAACCCUUUCAAUGCAUUAGACACCAAAAUGAGAUUGACUGGAGAGACACCAUUUUCCCUGGCCUAUGGGAUCGAAGCAAUCAUUCCCCCAUACAUCACCGUCACUUCCAUGAGCAUUGAGAUGGGCAGUCUUGUCCAAAACUCCUACCAGCAGCAGUUGACGUCUUAUUACAAUAAGAAGGCAAAGAUCAGACAGUUUCGGCCCGGAGACCUCGUGCUCAGAAAAACUUUCAUCACAGCACCGAGGCAAGGGUCAAAGAAAAUGAAGCCAAACUGGGAAGACCCCUACGUGAUCAGCCGAUCUGGGGGCAGAGGAAGUUACACCCUUGACACUCUAGAAGGGAAAGAAAUUCCGAGACAAUGGAAUGCCCACCACCUUCGGAGAUAUUAUCUAUGA
Prunus armeniaca (apricot) is the source of this 684-nucleotide messenger RNA. The record is from the annotation of a GenBank genome assembly. NCBI's taxonomy places the organism in Eukaryota, Viridiplantae, Streptophyta, Magnoliopsida, Rosales, Rosaceae.